CGUGAACAUUAUUCACCUUCACGUGGCUAGAAGAGGGGUCUGUUUUAGAUUGUGAAUUGGCAUUUUUACGCCGAAAUGAGCAAUUACAGGGGUGACAUCAUUGCAUCAUUGCAUUUCUAAGCACGUGCGGAGUACUUAUUGCUCUUAAGGACUAUUCCACUGCAGUUCAGACCUCAUUUUCCUCCCUAUUAUUCGAGAUGACAUCCAAAGCAUUCGCUAUCAUUGCUGGAGUCGGUCCGGGCACGGGCGCCUCUAUUGCCCGCAAGUUCGCUCAAGCAUACUCAGUUGUCCUGCUAGCUCGCAACCCCGCCAACUUUGAGCCGGUGGUUAACGAGAUCAACUCCAAUGGCGGUCAGGCUGUAGGGUUUAGCGCGGACUUGUCAGAUUCGCAGAGCAUCCGAGCCGCCUUUGACAAGAUCUCGCAGCAGUAUGCGGAUUCUCCGUUGGUUGCGGCUGUAUUCAAUCCCGGUGGAGGGUUUGUCCGAAAGCCCUUCUUGGAGUUGACAGAGAAGGAGUUUACCACAGGAUAUGAGAGUCAAGGAAAAGGGGGCUUUCUCUUCGCCCAGAGUACUCUUCCACUCCUCCUCAAGGCUAAGGAAGCGACAUUGAAGCACCCGCCAACUUUGAUAUUCACUGGAGCAACCGCCAGUCUGAAAGGCUCCGCAACAUUUUCGGCCUUUGCCUCCGGCAAGUUUGCACUGAGGGCGUUGGCGCAGUCCCUGGCACGGGAGUUUGGUCCACAAGGCGUACAUGUGGCGCAUGUCAUCCUCGAUGGCGUCAUUGAUAUACCCCGGACGAAGAGCUGGACCUUUGAGCAUGAAGAUGCCAAGAUUGACCCUGUGGCUAUUGCCGAUUCUUACUGGCACCUGCAUACACAGCCACGGACAACAUUUGGGUUCGAAUUGGAUCUCCGGCCGUAUGUGGAGAAGUGGUGAGAUGACCAUGCGGAGAAGACCGUAGAAGACUUCUAAGCGAGUUACUUAAACAACAGAUAGCAAUAAAUCUGCUGCCUCAUAUACAUCGCAC
Molecule: messenger RNA, 1026 nt
Organism: Aspergillus ruber CBS 135680
Lineage: Eukaryota; Fungi; Ascomycota; Eurotiomycetes; Eurotiales; Aspergillaceae
Product: oxidoreductase, short chain dehydrogenase/reductase family
Exons: 4
Coding region: 198-935 (245 amino acids)
Source: RefSeq, a predicted model, not a curated record